AUGGAUGUAACUGGCAUUGAAGAGAACGAAGACACGGCUUCGAUCGGAUUGCCAAUACCAAGCGCCAGAAUCAAUCCUGAAUCUUUUGCAUAUGUUCUCUCGUGUAAAGAAAAUUACCGGGAACUCUCCGAUGAUGAAAGCGAAGAGUCCGAUGAUGAGGAAGAUGAUGAAGCGCCAGAUGGUCUGAAAGACACGAGUGUCUUCAAAUGCCCACAACCACCUCCCGAGGUUCAAGCAGAAAUAAGCAGAUAUUAUCGUCAAUUGUGGACCAACUUUUUUCUCAACAAAGAACCUCGCAGAAGAAAAUACAAAGAGAAGAAGUUAAAACUGUUCGGUUACACAAGGACUGAAGCAAUCAUGAGCGGCAUGUGGUGGACUCUCUUUGGAGUCAGUAUGUACUUUCAUUACAGAGCCGCCCGUUAUCUCUACCAAAAAUAUCUGUGCAAGUAA
Molecule: messenger RNA, 450 nt
Organism: Oikopleura dioica
Lineage: Eukaryota; Metazoa; Chordata; Appendicularia; Copelata; Oikopleuridae
Source: the annotation of a GenBank genome assembly